UCGCUGCUGUCGUCGCGGCUCUGACAAAAAAAAAAGACCGACCAAGAAAUUUCUAGAAACUUCUUUCUCCCUUCUCUCCUCACCGCCACAUUCAAAGUCCAAGUUCGAUCCGGAUUCAGAUCCGCUACAGGAACUGAAGUAGUUUUUGAGGAUUCGAUUCAUGCACAUCCGUCCAUAAACGAACGAAAUCUCUGUUUCCAAGAUGCAGAGUCGUGGAUCGAAUCAACGGUUAUCGGCGAUGCUUUCCGGCUCGCGACCGUCAACUCUUUUGUUCGCUAUGUUCUCUUUUGUGGCUGCAAUUUACGUUGCCGGCAGGCUAUGGCAGGAUGCGCAGAACAGAAUUUAUUUAAUUAAAGAACUUGACAGAAUAACUGGUCAGGGCAAAUCAGCUAUAUCAGUGGCUGACUCAUUGAAGAUCAUAGCCUGCAGGGAACAGCAGAAGAAAUUGGCAGCCCUUGAGAUGGAGUUGGCUGCAGCUAGACAUGAGGGUUUCAUUACAAAGCCCUCUUCAAGAGCUAGUGGGACUGGCUUGAAGAAAAGGCCUUUGGUAGUGAUAGGAAUUCAUACCACAUUUGGCCAGAAGAGAAACAGAGAUGCAAUCCGUAAAGCAUGGAUGUCAACUGGUGCAGCUUUAAAAAAGAUGGAGGAUGAAAAGGGUAUAGUUGUUCGAUUCAUCAUUGGAAGAAGUGCAAAUCAGGGGGACAGUCUGGACAGGGCCAUUAUCAAUGAAAAUAGGCAGACCAAUGAUUUCAUUAUUCUUAAUGACCAUGUGGAGGCACCUGAGGAGCUUCCUAAGAAGACCAAGUUGUUCUUUGCUCAUGCUGCUGAUAACUGGGAUGCUGAAUUCUAUGCGAAAGUAAAUGAUGAUGUUUAUGUGAAUAUUGAUGCCCUGGUGACCAUGCUUGAAGCUCAUUUGCAGGUGCCUCGAACAUAUAUCGGUUGUAUGAAAUCAGGCGAAGUUUUUUCUGAUGUGGGCCAUAAAUGGUAUGAAUCAGAUUGGUGGAAGUUCGGUGAUGGGAAAUCGUACUUCCGCUAUGCAUCAGGUGAAAUGUAUGUCAUAUCCCGAGGAUUGGCUAAAUUCAUUUCAAUAAAUAGAUCUCUUAUACGGACUUAUGCCCAUGAUGAUGUCAGUGUCGGAUCUUGGUUUAUUGGCCUCAAUGUUGAAUAUGUGCAUGAACCAAAGUUUUGCUGCUCAUCUUGGACAUCAGGGGCCAUAUGUUCCGGCGUUUGAUUCAAGCUGUUUGGUGAUCCUGAGAAGAAAUUAUAAAGCUGAGAUAUAUUGCGGACACUGGACAGUGCAUGCAAACCAAUAACGGUCUCCUGCAGCAGGCGAUCUACAUAAAUCAUUAACAAAAUUGUGGGGAAAAUUUUGUGGACCUUUACAGCUGAAAAUGAUGAAUCAUAUUCUGCUUUUGGUUUCUUACUA
Molecule: messenger RNA, 1426 nt
Organism: Vitis riparia (riverbank grape)
Lineage: Eukaryota; Viridiplantae; Streptophyta; Magnoliopsida; Vitales; Vitaceae
Product: hydroxyproline O-galactosyltransferase HPGT1
Exons: 13
Coding region: 203-1231 (342 amino acids)
Cellular component (GO): Golgi membrane
Molecular function (GO): hexosyltransferase activity
Source: RefSeq, a predicted model, not a curated record